Cajanus cajan (pigeon pea) is the source of this 2678-nucleotide messenger RNA. Its product is annotated as Tetratricopeptide repeat (TPR)-like superfamily protein. Gene Ontology annotation, biological process: RNA modification. Gene Ontology annotation, molecular function: RNA binding; zinc ion binding; protein binding. NCBI's taxonomy places the organism in Eukaryota, Viridiplantae, Streptophyta, Magnoliopsida, Fabales, Fabaceae. The record is from RefSeq and is a predicted model, not a curated record.
UAUGCAUAGCUGGUACAAACAAAAGGAUUAGCUGUUGCGUGGGAAAUGCUGAGCUUAAGCCUAUGCCUUCCUUCUUCUGUGACUGUAACGUCAGCGAUUCAUGGAAGUUCAGAUGCGAAGGAUUUAAAUUUUGAGAGUGUUGCACGCAGUCUCAGCGCCCGCACGCCACACAAACUCCUCAAAGCCUGCAUCAGGUCUGGUAACUUGGAGCUUGGGAAACUCCUUCACCAAAAGUUGACCGAGUCAGGACUCGACCUGGACUCGCUUCUUCUCAACUCGCUAAUUAGCCUCUACUCUAAAUGCGGGGAAUGGGAAAACGCACUUUCAAUAUUUCGGAACAUGGGUAGUAAUAAGAGAGACUUGGUCUCCUGGAGUGCCAUCAUCUCAUGUUUUGCCAACAACAGCAUGGAGUCCCGAGCCCUUGUCACGUUCCUUCGCAUGCUCCAGCACGGGAUUUAUCCUAAUGAAUAUUGCUUUACGGCGUCAAUUCGAGCUUGUUCCAAUGCUGAAUAUUUACCCAUUGGGCGUGUAAUCUUUGGCUUUGUAUUAAAGACCGGAUAUUUUGAUUCUCAUGUCUGCGUUGGUUGUGCUUUAAUCGACAUGCUCAUAAAGGGCGGCGCUGAUAUCGAAUCUGCACGCAUGGUGUUUGAGAAAAUGCAGGACAAAAAUGUAGUGACUUGGAAUUUGAUGAUUACUAGAUUUGCACAACUGGGUUUGCUGGGUGAUGCUGUUGACUUAUUCUGCAGAAUGUUAGUAAGUGGGUAUACACCUGAUAGUUUUACUCUUACUAGUCUCUUAUCAAGCUGCGCUGAGAUGGAAUUGUUAUCACCUGGGAAGCAAUUACAUUCUUGGGUUAUCAGGUCUGGAUUGGGUUCAGAUGUGUGUGUGGGUUGCAGUCUGGUGGACAUGUAUGCAAAAUGUGGAUCAGUAGAAAAUUGUAGGAAAAUGUUUAAUAGAAUGCCGCGCCAUAAUGUUAUGUCUUGGACAGCUCUCAUCUCUGGAUAUGUGCAAGGCAGACAAGAAGAGGAAGCUAUCAAAUUGUUUUGUAACAUGCUUCCUGGUCACGUUGCACCAAAUUGCUACACAUUCUCCAGCGUCAUCAAGGCUUGUGCAAAUCUUCCUAAUUUUGGCUUUGGCAAGCAACUUCAUGGCCAGACAAUUAAACUGGGCCUUGCUUCGAUUAAUUGUGUGGGGAAUUCCCUUAUUAACAUGUAUGCAAGGUCUGGAAGAAUGGAAUGUGCUCAAAAAGCUUUCGAUAUCUUAUUUGACAAGAAUUUGAUUUCAUACAGUACAGCUGUCGAUGCAAAUGCUAAAGAAAUUGAGCACACAGGUAUUGGAGCCAGUUCUUUUACAUAUGCAUGCCUCUUAAGUGGUGCGGCUUGUAUAGGUACAAUUGGUAAGGGUGAACAAAUCCAUGCCCUCGUAGUAAAGUCGGGGUUUGGAACUAACCUGUGCAUUAAUAAUGCUUUAAUAUCUAUGUAUUCCAGGUGUGGAAACAAAGAAGCUGCUCUGGAGGUCUUUAAUGACAUGGGGGAUCGCAAUGUCAUAACUUGGACAUCUGUCAUAAGUGGUUUUGCAAAACAUGGAUUUGCUACAAAAGCUUUAGAAUUGUUCUAUGAAAUGCUUGAAAUUGGUGUAAAGCCUAAUGACGUGACUUAUAUUGCGGUUUUAUCCGCCUGUAGUCACGUUGGUUUGAUUGAUGAGGCAUGGAAACACUUCAAUUCUAUGCAUUAUAACCAUGGUGUCGUUCCAAGGAUGGAACAUUAUGCAUGUAUGGUUGAUUUGCUUGGUCGAUCUGGUUUUCUUUUAGAAGCCAUUGACUUUAUUAACUCGAUGCCUUUUGAUGCUGAUGCAUUGGUGUGGCGUACAUUUCUUGGUUCUUGCCGGGUACAUCGUAACACCAAGCUCGGGGAGCAUGCUGCAAAAAUGAUUCUUGAGCGGGAACCACGUGAUCCAGCUACCUAUAUAUUAUUGUCAAACUUGUAUGCAUCAGAAGGGAGGUGGGAUGAUGUUGCAGCCAUAAGAAAAAGCAUGAAACAGAAAAGAUUAAUAAAAGAAACAGGUUAUAGCUGGAUUGAAGUUGACAACCAAGUGCACAAAUUCCAUGUAGGGGAUACUUCACACCCCCAGGCUCAAAAGAUAUAUGAUGAACUUGAUGAAUUGGCUUUAAAAAUAAAGAACUUGGGUUAUGUCCCAAAUACAGAUUAUGUUCUUCAUGACGUGGAGGAUGAACAGAAGGAACAGUAUCUGUUUCAACACAGUGAAAAAAUUGCAGUGGCAUUUGCUCUUAUUAGUACCCUGAAAUCAAAACCUAUUAGAGUAUUUAAGAAUCUUCGGGUUUGUGGGGACUGCCAUACGGCAAUAAAGUAUAUAUCAAUAGUCACUGGAAGAGAGAUUGUGGUGAGAGAUGCAAACCGGUUUCAUCAUAUCAAGGAUGGGAAAUGCUCUUGCAAUGAUUAUUGGUAAAUGGUAAUCCAUAUACGUCCAAUUGAGUUGGCUUCUGUAAAUUUUGAAGGGUUGUUUAAGAGGAGGGCAGAUCCAGUAAAGCAAAAAGGUACAUCUUGUAAAGACAAAAUUAUUGAUCAAUAUCUUAAAUCGUAGUUCCGACCACAUCAUAUCCAUUAUUUAUUCAUAUUUACUCUAUUUCAUUUACCUUAAUAUUUAAUUUAUUUUCCCAU